CUGAGAUGGCGGCGGCCGCUGCCGGGCUGAGCUGGAGGCGGGUGUCCUCCUUCACGGGGCCGGUGCCACGCUCCCGCCACGGGCACCGCGCGGUCGCCAUCCGAGAGUUGCUCAUUAUCUUCGGCGGCGGCAACGAGGGCAUCGCCGACGAGCUGCACGUCUACAACACGGUUACGAAUCAAUGGUUCCUUCCUGCUGUUAGGGGAGAUAUUCCUCCAGGCUGUGCAGCACAUGGAUUUGUUUGUGAUGGUACCAGAAUACUAGUUUUUGGAGGAAUGGUUGAAUAUGGAAGAUAUAGCAAUGAUUUAUAUGAAUUGCAGGCAAGUCGAUGGCUCUGGAAAAAAGUAAAACCUCAAGCUCCUUCAAAUGGAUCACCACCCUGUCCUCGGCUUGGCCACAGCUUUUCUUUGUAUGGUAACAAGUGCUAUUUAUUUGGUGGCCUGGCAAAUGAAAGUGAAGAUUCAAAUAAUAAUGUUCCCAGAUAUUUAAAUGAUUUCUAUGAACUGGAGCUGCAACAUGGGUCUGGUGUGGUCGGCUGGAGUAUUCCUGUGACCAAAGGAAUCUUGCCAUCUCCCCGAGAAUCUCACACAGCCAUAGUGUACUGCAGAAAAGAUGUGGGAAGCCCAAAGAUGUAUAUUUUUGGAGGCAUGUGUGGCUGUCGGCUUAAUGAUCUCUGGGAACUUGACAUAGAAACCAUGACCUGGUCAAGACCAGAAACCAAAGGGACAGUACCACUUCCUCGCAGUCUCCAUACGGCCAAUGUAAUAGGAAACAAAAUGUAUGUUUUUGGUGGAUGGGUUCCACAGUCAGCAGGAGGUGAAAUUUCUGCUCCUGAUGGUGAAUGGAAAUGCACCGGUUCUUUUUCUUAUCUUAAUUUGGAUACCACAGAAUGGAUAGGUCUGAUCUCAGAUUGCCAGGAGGACAAAAGUAACUUGUUACCAGGGCCAAGAGCAGGACACUGUGCUGUAGCUGUUGGCACUCGUCUGUAUAUCUGGAGUGGUAGAGAUGGUUACAGAAAAGCUUGGAACAAUCAAGUUUGCUGCAAAGAUCUUUGGUACCUUGAUACUGAGAGACCUCUAGCACCAUCACAGGUACAGCUGAUCAGAGCUACAACCAACUCUUUUCAAUUGAAGUGGGAUGAAGUACCUACAGUUGAAGGAUAUCUUCUUCAAUUACAUGCUGACUCACCAGUGCCACUGGUGGCUGGAACUCCUGGUGCUGGCAUUCCUGAGACCUCAGUGCUGAGUUCACAAGGUGGCUGUUCUCUUCAUCAGAGUCUGCAAUCAGUGCCUAGCAUCCCUUAUGCAGAAAUGAAGGUGGAUCAUCCCAGCCAAACAAAUAAUCUCAUUCCUAAUAACGUCCGAGUUGCCCUUUCAUCCAGUUCAAAAGUAGAAGGAAAAGAAAAGGUUGCAGCACCUGAAAACAAGGUUACACAGGAGAGUAUGAAAAACCACACAGACGCUACAGGAUUCAAAGAAUUAAAUGCCCCUUCUCUUUUGCCUGUUUGUACUUCUUCAAGUGCUCAGACAUCACCAAAUGUAGCUGAAUUACAUGACUUGGACAAACAAAGUGUAAAUCCUGAUUCUUCUCUAACGAGUAAUGUCUCCAGCACACAAACUAUGGUAACCCAGCAGGCUGUUAAAACUGAGUCAUCAAGUACAAAUGGGGCAGUUGUUAAAGAUGAAACUUCACUAACAACAUUCAAUUCAAAAUCUGAAGCUGCUGAAACUGCUUAUGUCACGCCUUCAACAAGGGUCAGUACUGGACAGACAAAUGAUUCACACUCUUCUAGAGCUCCCCAGAGGCUGCCAGUGCCGGUGAAAACCAGGGACCGCCGGUGGUAUGAUGUGGGAAUUUUUAAGAACAACAGUGCUGUGGUGAGCCAGUUCUACUUGCUGCCAGAGGAAACACUGAACAUCAAUAGCAAGAUGGAAGGUGCAGAUGUACCAGACUACAGAUUACUAAAGAAACAAGAUCUAUUUCCAGGCACAGUGUACAGAUUCAGAGUUGCUGCAAUUAAUGGCUGUGGUGUCGGGCCUUUCAGUAAAAUCAGUGAAUUCAAGACGUGCAUUCCAGGUUUUCCUGGAGCUCCUUCAACAGUCAAAAUCACCAAGAGUGUAGACUGUAUUCAUCUUUCUUGGGAGCCUCCUGCUUCACCCUCUGGAAAUAUUUUAGAGUAUUCUGCCUACUUAGCCAUCCGUUCCACGCAACUACAGGAAAAUCCAAGUCAACUUGUAUUUAUGAGGAUAUACUGUGGUCUUAAAACAUCUUGCAUAGUGACUGCUGCCCAGCUUUCCAGUGCCCAUGUGGAUUACACCUCCCGGCCUGCCAUAGUGUUCAGGAUUUCAGCCAAGAAUGAGAGAGGCUACGGCCCAGCCACACAGGUUCGGUGGCUCCAAGGUAAAGUCACUGUCACACACAGCAUUUGAGUGGAGCAGGAGCUGUGCAUUUCUUCCAGAACCAACACAGCACUGCAUGUGAACUGCUUGAAAUGUUAGUUUGUUCCUUAUGGGAGUUUUAUGCAAUUCUAGUUGUUGCUUCUGAAUAAUUCAGGGGUUUUUUCAGUCUUUUCACCUUCCUGAAUGGAAAAAAAAUUCUAUCAGGUGAUGUCAGGUGCAUUUUUGUGAUGCAUAUACACUUUAAAAUCUGUGUUAGAGCCAGAAAAAGUUUUGUCAUCUUGUCCCUGGGCUUGAAUUUGUACAGGUUCAUGAUGAUUUGGGGAUGGAAUGGAUCCACUGAAACUAAAAUUAGUGUUAGCCUGGUCAGUUUUGGCCUGCCUUAUAAGUAAGUCAAUAUGGGGUAUCAAGUUUUGCCAGCUUCUCAUCCUGCUCCUUGCUGUUUCUGGAUUAGCUUUGUUGGGAGCUGGCUUUGCUCAGCAAGAGGUACUGUGGGCACAGAGGAAGGUAGGAAGGGCAGAGUGCCCAUCCCCUUGGGCAGCAAGGAACUGUGGUGGAGGAGUAGCUGAUCUCAGCUGCUGGACUGGGACCCACCUGUUGAAUGCUCCACUGCUUGGUUUCUAAUAUGUGCUUUUCUAAGAUGGGGAGUAACAAUGAAGAAGUUGUCUUGUGAAGUUCAGUAUUUCAGUGCUAUUUUAACACUUUAUUUGGCAGGGGUUUUGACCAUUACCUAUAUCCUACAACUUUGAAAUAGUGUCUGUUUGAAAAUGUUUGAGUGUGUACACCAUGUGAAAUUAUGAAACAUUUAACAAUGUCUCCUUUGCUUUGCAGAUAUGAAAACAUCAGGCUCAAAGUAGAAAUUACUUAAUAAAUCUCAAUUUUCAAAUGUAGUGUUUAAUGUAACUCUUGUACUAUUUGUAAAUGCUACAAAUAUUUUAUUUUUGCAUUGUUUUUAUCUUAAAAAUAUAUAACCCUUUUUACGUUUGACACAUCGAUGUUGUAGAGCCUUGCUCAGGUAUGAGUAUCUUACAGAAAAUAUAUCCAAGAUGGUGGGGUGGAGGAUUGCUCUCUGUCCAGCAGCUCUUUUUGGUAGUGAUAAGUUAAAAUGUACAGAACACAGAGUUUCAAAUCAAAAAUUAAUAAAACAAUUGGCACAAGUAGUAGUGUUUGAGGUAGAGUCCCCAGGAUUGCCACAGAUCUUGCAUAGAUAAUUCAUAAGAUUUGGGAUAUGAACAAAUUCUGUUUGGUUUCCAUUCCCUAUAUCACAUUCUUCAUUCUGGUGCCUGAGUACAAGGCAAAAAUUUCCAGAUAUUAUAUAGUAACUUAAAAUGUAUAACUAUUUUAAUAUAUACUUUUUUUUGUAAAGAAAUGAUUUUUUCUACUAUUUGUAACAAAUAUCUUAGUCUUGAAAAAUAUCCCCUGAAAAUUUAAAAGGAAAAAGAUAAACUUAUCCAUUGCUCUUAUUACAAAAAACAUAAAUUCAUUGUAAAUGCACUACUAUUACUUAAAAUUAUCAUUUUGUAGUUGUACAAAUCUUAAACUUGUAAAUACCAGUGUUUACAAGAGACCUUUCUGGUCUUGUAUUAAAACAUCCAUGAGAUUUAUUACCUUUUUUUUUUUUUUUAAUCCAUAUGCUUUGCUUUUAGCAUAUGCUUGCUUUUUGCACUAAUAAUAACUUACCUCAUUGCUGUGUUAGUAAUCACUUGUGUUGCUUCCAUAAUGUUUCUGUAAAACUUCAAUCUGAAAAUUUUAACCAAAGUUUGGAAUACAUGGUAAGCAAUUUUGCACACAUUAUAUGGCAACUUUCAACAUAUUUAUUCCAGUUAAUCUUCUUAAGUGCUUGUUUGCUUUACCAAUAUAUUCUACCAAUCAAGUUCAGUAUCUCCCUUUUACUAUGCAUCUUUUACAUUAACUAGCUAGCUGAUAAAAUCAACAAGCAUUACUUCUAGGAAUAGGUUCAUCCAUUCCUAUGGGAAAAGAGAAAAAUUGUUCACAGUAGUAAAAUAAAGGUAAACAUUUUAAAUGCUAUUUAUGUAUCUGUAUAUAAAACUAUGUUUACCAAAGUGUAGAGGCUGAGUUGGACAAGGUCACUAGGUGAAUAGAUUGAGGCACCUAAAUAAGAUUUAUUUUAAAAUAAAAUCUAAAUUAUUUACUGUGCAAUGAAGUUUAUACUUUGCACUUUAAUUUUGCCCCAAAUGCCAAAAGAUUAUACAUCAAAGUAGAAUUUCUUGCCUCUUCCAGUAAAAUUUGUCUUAAGAACAUUUGUAAAGAUAUAAACUAAAAUCAAUGAUGUGCCUGGUUUGGUGGGAGAAGUAUCACUAAAAUAGUAAAGAUUUAGCAGCUCAAGUCUCCCAGAGGAGAUUUAACAGCCAAGUGUUGGCUGCCCUGAGAAUCAAGGUUAUAACGAAGUGCUGGUACAGCCUUAAGUUAUUGCAAUGCAUCACAUGCUCCAAUAGCAUCAAGAAAGUGCUAGGGACCAUAAAUGGCUAUAAUAGUGUUAAUUGUGGCACAGGAGUAACACACGUGGUUUGACUCCAGAGAAGAAUCAUGUUUUUAUGACAAUGAUAGCUACUCCAGUUUCACUUUAAACAGUGUUUAUAGUAUGAAUGUAUAGGACUUUUCCUGAAGUUAACUGGCUUUAAGAUAUUUGUGUUUUAAUGGCCCAUUUCGUCAGGUAGGAUCUCACUACCAAUACUGUCUGAUAACAAAAGUACCAUACAAAUGAACUGUCUACUAGAAGAAUAGAACUUGGAUUUUCUUAUUAGUACUGUGAAAGAAGCCUUUAGAGAAAAUACUUGUGGCUUUGAUUUUGUUGGUUGAUAGCUGUGAUUGUAGAGUUGUUAUUUAAGAAUAAAACCUGUUGGGUGUGUCUGAGUGGAGUUUUUUUGCACUUGGUUUCACAUGCUUUGCACAAUUUCUUUUUUCAGUGGGUGUGUUAUGACUACCAAAGGGUAAAACUGUGGCGUUUUCAGUGAAAGUAUAAUUUCCUUGUGAGUGUGCUUUCUUCAGCUGACUUGACAUAAGAUGUCACUUUUUCUUUUUUGUCCAAGUUGGGUAACGUUGAAUAUUGAUCAUAUGCAACUCUUCAGUUGCUUACAUUUUUACUUUAAACUGAAAUUGUGGUACACACUGUAAAAUACACUUUUUGGUCUGUUUUUAGAACUGUAUUUAUAAUGUCUAAAUCCCACCUGUUUGCUUAUCAACUAGGUAUCAGACAAAUAUUGAUUGUUUGAUUUUAAAGUCUAGAAGAUUGUUGACACCAGCUCUUUGAGACUCCAUGUUAUCCAUUUAUUUCAGAUACUGCUGAAGGACAUGCAACAGAAGCUGAAAUCUAGCAGAUUACUAUAUCCAUAUUAUAGAAAUGUCUACGUUUACUGAACUUCUUAGGGAGGUUGUGACUGUGUAAGCAUAGAACAGUUGUGCCAGUUAUGGCAGGCACUGCUACAAUUUCAUCUUCAGAAUGUUCUUGUGAAAGUGGAAAUGAAGUGAACAAUAACUUACACUUUGUGUUUUCAAAGUAAUUAUAGCAAUAUCUUUUGAAUGUAGUUUGGAGUAGAGCACAUGAUCUUGCCAUAAACUCUGAAGAUGUAGUAAGUAUUACUGUUAUCUGAUUAUUUCAGGAUAGCGAAUUUGAUGUGAACUUAAUCUUACAGCCUGUUACUUCAUGACCUCUACAAGGAAAUUGACAUUUUGUACAAUACAAGUUGAUUAGUCUUAUUUUGAAGCAUUGUUUGUUCUUUGUAAUAAAGUGAUUGUCCUAUCAAACACAUUGUUAA
Molecule: messenger RNA, 6172 nt
Organism: Melospiza georgiana
Lineage: Eukaryota; Metazoa; Chordata; Aves; Passeriformes; Passerellidae
Gene: HCFC2
Product: host cell factor C2
Exons: 15
Coding region: 6-2429 (807 amino acids)
Biological process (GO): regulation of DNA-templated transcription; chromatin remodeling
Cellular component (GO): histone methyltransferase complex
Molecular function (GO): transcription coactivator activity; protein binding
Source: RefSeq, a predicted model, not a curated record